AUGGUUUGCCGUAUACUUUCUACUGGAUUUAUAUGUAUAAAUUAUUCAUGUCAUUUUAUUAAAUUGUUUAACACAAUAGGAGAUGUAAAUUUUAUUAAUUAUUAAGCUAUGGAGCUAAUCUUUCUUUUCACAGGCUCAAAGUAACGUUUUUUUCCUGAUGUUGCGGCCAGGGAAGGUCAAACUUCGUUGCGUAGUCCAAUGCAGACACGCUGUACCUCAAAAAGCUUUCUAAUAUUACUUUUUUCCAAAGCUUCAUUUACAGUGUCUGCUCACUAUUUUUCUAAUGAGUUGAAUAUCCGCAUGUGCGUUUUGCGAACUUGCGGUUAUUCUUCAUUUUCCCUUGGCGGCGAAGAAAAAAAAACUUCUGUGAAAAAGUUCUUUCUUCUCACAAUAAGUCAGACAUGGAUGACAGGUUGCUGGUAAAGAUGGUGAAGCGGAUGAUUCCGUCGGCAAAAAGAAGGUUUGGGAGGUCCUUGUCGACAGAAGAAGCCCUCCCAAAGAAGUUUUGACGGGAUCCGAAAACUCAGUGCAGUGCUUCUUAUCGUUACUUCGUGAAAAGGGGUACAGUAGAAAGAUCAAGUUCUGUUUUUAUUUCUUUAUUUUUUUUUAGAGUUUCUCUCUUUUUUUUCGAAAUUUUUCUUGUAACUGAGACUGAAGUCAAGAGUAAAUGCGCUCCUCUGGCCUCCGUAAUUCGAGUCUUGAGCCCGUUUGAGCGUCGUUCAAAAGCUCAUUUUCUUGGAUCUUUUGACAUUAUUGGUUGACAUUCUAUGAGAAAAAUUGGAAGAAACUUUAAAAAUAAGAAAAUUUGUGUUUUUCAGCGGCGAAGGCUUCAUGAGAAAAAGGAAACGAUUUUUUUUAGUGUUUUGCUGAUCGUUUUCUUUCUCGCCUUCGUACCUCUUGGGUUUUUCUACCAUGCCCUUCUCUUAGAAUCAGAGGUUUUCUUUUUUUUUCUGAUAAAAAAAGUAAUAGGAGAAAUAUGAUACUUUAAUAUUAAUUAUUACUGAACAAUUUUAAUUUCUCUGUACACGUUUUUUUGUAGGAACCGGAAGAAUUACAAUCACAAUUUGAUGCUUCGCGUUUUUACAGUGAUCUGUUGAAGUUCAAUCAAAGCGGUUCAAAUCCUUUUAUAUUCGAAUUGCAAAUAUGAAUUCAGAAUGUGCAUUUUUCCCAUCUAAUAUUGCAAAAACUCAUCCACAAUGUCUACGGAAAAUGCAAUGGCUGCAAAAAGGCUGGAGGUGUGUUUUUUUUUCUAAUUGGAUUAAUGAAGUGGGGAUUCGUCAACUAUUGAUUCUGAAAUUCAAGAUCACACACUUGUUAUUCGCAACAGUUGGUCGACGGAAGUCUUUGUUCUUUUCGGAGAUACCUCUCAGUAGUUGAAAGGUUCUGUCCGUUGGUUGACAACAAAGAAAUCAAUCUUCAAAACGAGGAAUUGCAUUUUGCUGAGGUCCGUCAUUCAAUGUUCAUUUCGAUUUUAAUAAUUUCAGAUAA
Caenorhabditis auriculariae is the source of this 1488-nucleotide messenger RNA. NCBI's taxonomy places the organism in Eukaryota, Metazoa, Nematoda, Chromadorea, Rhabditida, Rhabditidae. The record is from the annotation of a GenBank genome assembly.